UGCUUCCCACUCCGCUACAAAAUUUACAAAUAUGCCACUUUCGAAAAGGAAAAGAUUGGCAAUCGCCCUUUAUUUGGCAAACAAUACGGAGCAAAAGCAAAGGGAACAUUGGGUUCAUCCCAUAUUAAAAAGAAGGAAAGAGCUUGGUGAGUACCAUAGACUUGUCCAAGAAAUGAGACUUGAAAGAACGGUUGCAUUUCGUAACCAAUACCGCCUGGACCCUGGUAUGUUUGAUGACCUGAGGAGUCUAGUGGCUCCUUACAUAACUAAAACCACGACUAAUUUCCGAGAACCUAUAUCUCCUGAAGAGAGGCUUGGAAUAACAUUAAGAUUUUUAGCAACAGGGGAUUCUUAUACCACAAUAGCAGAUUCAUAUAGGACAUCGAAAUCAACAGUUUCAGGAAUAGUUACAGAAACUUGUGAGGCAAUUUGGACAUCACUCAAAAAAGAAUAUUUAAGCCCGCCAACAGUUACAAAAUGGAAGCAAAUCGCUGAAGAGUAUGAGAAAAAGUGGAAUUUCCCACAUUGCAUAGGGAGCAUAGAUGGGAAACAUAUACAAAUUCAAGCACCGGUGAAUUCAGGGUCCCUUUAUUACAAUUACAAGCACACCUUCAGCAUUGUGCUAAUGGCCCUUGUCGACGCCAAUUAUAAUUUUGUUUUUGUCGAUGUGGGAGCUUACGGAAAGCAGAGUGAUGGAAGUGUUUUCUCCCACUCUGCUUUCGGUAAGCUCAUGAAUGAAGGGGCCCUGAAUUUGCCGGAUGAAACAACACUUACUAACAGCUCAAAAAAGGCUCCCUAUGUGAUAGUGGGGGAUGAAGCCUUCCCACUACAGAAGCACCUGAUGAGACCAUACCCGGGGCGAAAUUUGCCAAUUGAGGAAAAAGUUUUCAACUACAGGCUAUCCAGGGCAAGGCGAGUAGUAGAAAAUGCAUUCGGUAUAAUGAGUGCGAAGUGGAGAGUUUUUAGGAGGCCCAUGGGUGUGUCGCCACAAAACGCAGAGUUGGUUGUGAAGGCAGCAUGUUGUUUGCAUAAUUAUGUAAGACGCCAUACACUGAUAGAUGCAGGUGAAGUGGAUAGGGAAGACCUGGAGGGAAACAUAACAAGAGGAAGUUGGCGGGUACAAGAGGAUAACAGUUUUUUGCCCCUGCAAAGGCAAGGUCGCAGAAAUAGUGUAGCGGCGGCGGCUGUUCGCGACAGCUUUAAAAAUUAUUUCAUGGUUGAUGGAGCUUGCCCCUGGCAAUUUCAAAGAGUCAGAAGGACAUGAAAAGUUCCUUUUAUCUAGCUUAGUGGUUACCAUCGAAAAAACAUAUUACUGAAUGAGAGAUUUUACAUUUGACACGCUACACUAAAAUAUUUCAAGCUGUAAUCAAUUUGGAAAAUAAUCCAAAUUUUUCAUCAAAGAAUAUUUGAAAAUAAACGUAAUUGAAAAAAGAAUUUGUGCUUGAUAAAAGAAAAUAAACAGCAGCAGAAAGAUGAAAAUCAUGCAAAUACUCCAUGAAGCUGUAAUGAGAAAUAGCCAGAAUGAAAAAGCAUACUGCCUGAACAAAUAAUAAAAUGGUUGAGGUAAACUAACAAUAAAAAACAUUAAAAUUUUUU
Messenger RNA from Styela clava, 1596 nucleotides. The record is from RefSeq and is a predicted model, not a curated record. Lineage: Eukaryota; Metazoa; Chordata; Ascidiacea; Stolidobranchia; Styelidae.